This is a messenger RNA of Contarinia nasturtii (swede midge), 1573 nucleotides long. Its product is annotated as PR domain zinc finger protein 5-like. The record is from RefSeq and is a predicted model, not a curated record. Lineage: Eukaryota; Metazoa; Arthropoda; Insecta; Diptera; Cecidomyiidae. The transcript has 2 exons. Bases 128 to 1036 code for a protein of 302 amino acids.
CAGUUUACGGUACAAGCAAGUACAACUUUCAUUGACAUUUGAUAAUAAACAAUAUAAAAACCAAUUUGAAAAAGGAGUUUCUUAAUUUUACAUUUAAAAAAAUCAUUGCACCGAGAUAGUCUUGAUAAUGGAUGCUAUUAGAGCUGUGCAUCAAUGCUUAUUUUGUCCGCAAACAUUUGGCAGUGCCAGCGAAAAAGAUGACCACAUUCUACAGCAUUUUGCACACGAAACAUGCAUCGAAUGCGACCAGAAUUUAAUUCGAAUCGGUAGUGAUUUAUACACUCGGCACAAUGCUGUAACAUGUAUCAAAGCGAAUUUUGCCAAAUCGGAAGAACCAUCUGAAAAAGAAUACCAGCAUGCAAAUUCACCGACCAGUCAAGAAAUUUGCAAUGAUGGUGACUUUAUAGGACAAGCUCAAGCGUUGAAUCCAAUUUUCAUUGAAGAAAUGGAAUUGAAGCCAGAUGAUUUGAACGAACAGCUAAUGUUACGGGAUAACUGUGAUUCUGAACAUGAACCACAUGAAAACCACAUUGAACCAACUCCAAAUUUAGAUCAAUUUUCCGAUUCGAUGGGUGUAUCUGAAUCGACAAGCAACCAAAGCAGUGAAACCGAUGACCGUACAAAAUGUAAUAUUUGUAACAAAAUAUUGUCAACAACAAAUGCACUAAAAACACACAAGUUAAUAACGCACAGUGCACCCGGCCAUUUUCCAUGUCAGCUGUGUAAUAUGAUUUUGACACGAAAGGAUUCAUUGCGUAAACAUAUGCAAAUGAAACAUGAUCCAAAUUGUGUCAAAUUCAAAUGUGUUUAUUGCUAUGCUGUGUUUUUGAAGAAAUCAUCUCUGGAGAAUCAUCAUCCCAAAUGUAAAAAACGAGCCGAAAAAUUAAGAAAUGAAGAUUGUAGCACCACCGUUGAAGCCGUAAACACUAUUCACAUUAAGGAGGAACAAAUCGAUGAUGAUUAUGAGAAUACAGUUUGCACGGAAAUUGUAGAAAUGGGACCAGCACAACAAAAUCGAAUAUUCCACCAUCAAUAAUAAUAUAAAUGAAUUCAAUUCGAAUGAAACCCGAGAAAAGGUGAGACAACCAAAUGGCAACGACAACAAAUGUGACAUAUGCCUUAAAACAUUUUUUGAUAAAAACACAGUUCGACGACACAGAGUGCUUGUGCAUGGUGAAACAUCCGGGACGCAUGAAUGUUCUAAAUGCAAAAUAAAAUUCUUCAGCGCAAAAGGUUUGGCCAAACACCAGCCAAAGUGUGCGAAAAACCUUGACGAAAGUCUCGAAUGUAAAGUAUGCAAAAUGAUAUUUGUAACAAAAGCAAGUCUUUCAAAACAUAUGACCCAUGCACAUUCAGAAGCUGAAAAAUUUCGUUGUACAUUCUGUGGAUCCGUUUCCUUUGACAAAACGAUAUUUGAAAAUCAUAAAUGUAAAAAAGAUAGAAUGAAACCAACUGCAACUGCGAUGAAACGACAAAACACUACCGGUAAAUUCAUAUGUGAUAGCUGUGGAAAGCAAUUAAAAACGAAAUUAUCGUUACGACAACAUCAAAUUCGCUUUCAUAGUGCCGAAGG